AUGCUGAAGUAAUGUCACUUAACCCUAAAAAUGAUUUGGCGUUCGAAUAGAAAGGUAAAUUUAUUUUUAUUCAGGUUUCAUUCUAGUUCUUUAGUCCAAAAUACUUAAAAAUACAAAAAUUAGAGAAAAUAUGGAUGCACUUCAAAAUUUGAACAAGCCCUUAAAAUAAAACUAAUGCUCUUAGAUUAAAAUAUAAAGGUAAAUUAAAAUUUAAUUUAAUUUUAGCUGAUUCAUUAUUAGAAUUAUAAAGAAAAUCAGAAGCUAAAUUUUAUUUUGUUGCAUUGGAAAUGGGUUUGGCUUAGAAUGUUUAUAUUAAAGGCCAACUAUAAAAGUUAUGAAGCAUUAUCAUAUUCGUAUCAGUAUAUAAGAUUAAUAAUACACACUCUAUAUUUAUUAAUUUUUGUUGUUAUAAUUACAAAAAAAGGGAUGUACUUAAAUUAUACUCUUUUAGUGUUACUCUCCAUCUUAAAGGAUACAAUUUUAGUGACUCCUACUUAAGAGUGAUAUUGAUCUUGGAGCUGUUAUGUAAGCCAAAUUUGAUAAUACCUGAUUAACAAUUAGAUUUGAAUGUAGUUUUGUUUAGAAAAAUAUCUGGUCUCCUAUAUUUUAUUUAUUAAUAGAGAUAAAAACUUAAAAUGAUUAGAGAGAAUCUCAGUCAUUCCAAAGAGAGAUAUUUAGAGAGUUUUAAUUGCUUUCUAAAGUGGCAAGAUUUUGAAAACUCUUUAUUCUUCAUAAUAUAAGUUUUAUUCAUUUUGGAGAGCAAUAGUCAAGUUGAGAUUCUACAAGAGAAUUUGAUAAAACUAAGAAAUCCUAAACCAAUAAAGAGAUAAAGGAACCAGAAAUAAAUGUUCAAAUUUCAAGGAUAUGCGUCGAAAACAUAAACAGAGUUCAGUUCAUGGGAUGCUACUAAUAUUUAUAUUAAUCAAGCAUAACUAAUUAUACUGAAUUGUCAAAAUGCAGAUCUUUUGAAAAUUUUCUGA
Paramecium octaurelia is the source of this 980-nucleotide messenger RNA. NCBI's taxonomy places the organism in Eukaryota, Ciliophora, Oligohymenophorea, Peniculida, Parameciidae. The record is from the annotation of a GenBank genome assembly.